Symbiodinium sp. CCMP2592 is the source of this 4581-nucleotide messenger RNA. The record is from the annotation of a GenBank genome assembly. NCBI's taxonomy places the organism in Eukaryota, Dinophyceae, Suessiales, Symbiodiniaceae.
AUGUCGCUGGUUGACAGUGAGGCUUCAUUUCGGCAGCGAUGUCAAGACGUCGGCGGGGGUGCAAUUCACACCGCACUGUCUGACCAAGGGAUCACUUCCUUUGCCUCGCUUGCAUAUUCCUGUGGCACGCCUCAGGAUCGACCCACACAGGCGGAAAUGGACGCAUUUGCAGUAAAGAUCUUGGGGGCUGCUCCCCGUUUGGGGGAUGUGUCUAUCUUGAAGCGAUUGAUGUUCGAGUCCGCCACAUAUGUCAUAGCUCAGUUGCGUCAAGCUGUGCAAGGGGACUCUGCCGAACAGCCUCGAAAGCUUCCACUUGCUGAAAAACAGGCCAGGGCCGAAGAUCAGCGCCGUCGGCUUAGUGGGGUGCAUAUAGAGCGUGAUUUGGUCCCUUCCCAUGCUCUGGUGGACCUCUGUUGUCACAUGCAUGAUGUGGGCAUCACUUGGAUAUCGCCAGGCAAAUGCACCAGCCGCGAAUCAGAAAUUCAGCUUUCAACGAAGGACCAAAGCAAAAUCUUUCGACUUGAGGACAACUCCUUGAAGGUCGGAAGUGAACAGCCCAAGGACAUUGCUUCUUAUGAUUCGCCGAUCAAGUUGCAGUGGUGCCUUCAGCGCCGCGGUCUGGCCUUGGACCAGGCUAAGGUACUGACGUGGGCCCAGCAUGAGCGUUGGGUUCACUGCUUGCUUCACGCACUGACUAAGGAGUGCCCUCCAGGGUUCCACAAGCCUGAUAUGAACCGCAUUGUGCAGGCCGAUCGUGAAGCCUGGUUGAUCAUGGCGUCCGAGGUGCCAUCGCUUAAGCCCAGUACCGCUGGCGAGUACCCUCUGGGUAAGGCUUUGGAUGCUUUGAGGACAGACCCUCGGAUCACCAUGUACUUGAUGGCUACCUGGGGCCGUGCACCGGAUGUUAAGGUGAAGGACUGUCCCGAGCCGCCAAGCGCCGUCGCCGUGCAAAAGAGGCGGCUACCGCUGCCAAGCAUACGACACCAGGACGGAGCACAGGCGGCUGCCAUUUCUGGCUAUGGCCCACACUCAGUGGGCUUUCAUUUUCCCCCUGCUGCCACUUCUGAGGUUGCCGACGUGUUGGCACCCGCGGAGGCGAUAGCAUUGCAAUGCCUACAGGCCGGUUUUGCUAGUCAUGACGAUUUUCGGAGCUUGAUCGCUUUGCUCCCUGCAGACACUGCCGGUGCCCCGUCAGAAGAAUCUGUGGACCCGACAGCUCCCAAAUCUUUCACAUCCGGCGCAUAUGUCCAUCAAGCCAAAGCCGGACUGCGCUCUAAUUUUCACGCCUUUCCUUUUAGUACCAUGCUUUUGGCCGCCGUCUUGUCGGCGUCUUUUGGCUCUCGCUGCUUCUCGUCUGUUGGACUUUUCUUGAAUUUAAAGGCGCCUCUGCACAACGACGCCAACAACGAUCAUGCCCAUCCCAACCUGAUCUUGCCUGCCUCUGUUUUCCACAAAGGCCAGAUUUGGGUUGAGGGUAAAGGCGAGUGUCCGUGCCCCGACCCCGACGUGCCGCGUCUGGGCUACUUGCUGCCUGUUGCUGACGGCCCACAGUUGCUUCCUUCAGAGAGGCUGCACGCAACUUGUGACUGGGACGGUACUCGCUUGUUGAUUGUUGGAUUCUGCAUUCGUGACACUGGCCUCCUGUCCGAGGCACAUCGUGUUCGACUCCUUGAUGCUCGUUUCCUCCUGCCUCAAGUUGAGUCCGGAUCGGCCUCAGACGCUGUGCUCCCCGUGCCACCGCCCAAGCGGCCCAAGGUCGCCUACCGUUCGCCUGACGCCGGACCAUCCACCAGUGCAUCUGCUUCCACGCAUACUGGCUUGCAGGAGGCCUUUCCGCAACGGGCCACACCGCUGGUUAUCGAGAUCUUUGCAGGCACGGCUCGGCUCAGCACUGCCUGUCAGAAACUGGGUUUCAGAACGCUUGCAAUCGAUAAAUCCACCGCACGUGGACGCUUCCCCAUACAACGUCUUGACCUCACCGAUGCUGACGACCUUUGCAUUCUUCUGGAUAUCAUCCGUCUUGAGGCGGCCAAUAUUGUCUGGAUCCAUUGUGCGCCGCCAUGUGGCACCGCGUCUGCGGCGCGCUCAAGACCCAUUCCAGAAUUGACUGCUGCUGGUGUUCGGGUGCCGCAACCUUUGCGCAGCACUUCCGAACCCCAAGGACUCUCCACUUUGACUGGCGCAGAUCUUGAAAGGGUCCAGAAGGCCAAUAUGCUCUACCGUGCCGUCGGGCAAAUUGCUGACCUGGCUCGACAAUUGAAAAUCUUCGUCACCGUGGAAAACCCACGCAACUCUUUGGCUUGGUUGUGUGAUGGCCUGGACGAGCUGUUCCGCUCACCACAUCACACCGUGGUCUACGAUGCCUGCAUGCAUGGUGGCACACGUGACAAAACCACCCUGUUGUGGUGCUCUGCCGAUUGGUUUCAGCUGCAUAUCCAGUGCUGCUUUGUGAACGAAUGGCCCACAUCAUUGCCGCACGUGCUGGGGGACUGGCGCUUGCUGCGCCCGACCCGCAUCGACCUGUCGUCGUUGCAUUCCAAAUACCCCCAACGGGUGAAGAUCGCUGAUUGUAUUGAGGAGGACCACCUCAAGCAUGACGAGACAGUUGCGAUAACAGGUUUCAUUGCUGCAGACGAUCCGUGCUCCGAGCAUGCGGAGAUUGUUUCUGUUGGAAUACCCAAAGAACCUUGCGACUUUGUGGCGGAUGCCGUGAAGGCUGGACAUCCUAGGAAUGCUUUGAACGCGAGCCGGGAAGGACCUUCCUCCAAAGUUGCAGAUGCCAUCCUCAUGGAUUUCGAACGGAGGGAGCGGCUUGCCUCAAAAACCAAGGAUCGUUGGAGUCAGAUUGCGGCUACGACUAAGCCCUUGAAUCACAACAUGUUGAAGCACAAGCCGGACUACAUUGUGACCGCGUUAGGGGAUAAGAACCUUUUGGCCUGGAAAAGUAUUCUUGGUGACAAUGGCUUCCCGGACCAACAACUCUGGUCCGACCUGCGCGAUGGACUUAGACUGACUGGCUGGAUGCGGGACACUGGAAUCUUCGACAAGAAAGUCCGUCCCCCGCAAACAUCGCUGGAGCACCUGCUAAGUCAAUCCCAGUACCAAACACCGUUGACCUUGAAAAGGCUACAGAAGACUGUUGUUGACAUCACGGCACGCAAGGCGUGGGCUGAAACGGUGGAGGAAGAGAAGAAGGGAUGGAUCUUUCGGGAUGAAAGUGCAAAUCUUGAUGACAUAGUCUUGGCCCAUCGUUUCGGCUUGCAGCAGAAGGACAAAGUUCGUGUGAUCGACAACGGCAAGGAGUGUGGCCUCAACUUGGCGUGUGGGCUACCAGAGAAGUUCACCUUGCAUGGAGUGGACGUGCUUGCUGGAGUUUUCAUUGAGUUGCUCAACCGCCCUGAAGCUGCCGGCAAAAGGAUCAAAGGGAAAACCAUUGAUCUUGUCUCUGCGUACAAAUUCUAUCCAAUCCACCCUCAAGACAGGCGUCACUUGAGGAUCGGGGUCUAUGACACCGACUCUGGCAUGGUCAGGAUUUAUGGAACCAACGUUCUUCCUUUCGGUGCCACCGGAAGUGUGGCGGGUUUCCUGCGAGUUUCGGCGGCGAUUUGGCACACGGGCAUCCAGGACCUUGGCCUGGGAUGGUGCGCCUACUUUGACGAUUUUCCUUUGAUGGCCCUUGAAGGUCAUGAAGACCAGGUUGGGGGAUUGGCUGGAGAAGUGUUCGACGCACUGGGGAUCCAAUACGCAAAGGAGGGUAAGAAGGCCACUGACUUCGAUUACACCUUUGCCGCCCUGGGAUUGCAGUAUGACUUGACGAGAUUCAAUGAGGGGGUGGUCGUCAUUCGGCAUACGGAAGCACGUACUGCUGAGCUGGUGGAGACACUCGAGGGAAUCUUACGUGAUGCUGUACUCCGACCUAAGGAUGCGGAAGUUUUGAGGGGAAGGAUGCACUGGUUUACUUCGUAUCUUUUCGGUCGUGCGCCGUGUGAGGCGAUGAGACAGAUAUCCUUGAGGGCACAAUGUAUGGACUCAUGCACAAGGCUCACUGACGACCUGACUGAGGCGAUUCAAACUUUGCUCCGCUACGUGGCGGAUUCCAGGCCAUUGGAGCUGAGGCAAACGACGGGGCGUGAGCUGUAUGUUUUUACAGAUGGCUCGUAUGAGCCCACGGCUGAGAAGCGAGCCGGCAUCGGUGGCGUCCUCUAUGACAGCACUGGCACGCCGUUGUCAUUCUUCUCUGCACAGGUGAACGAGGACGAUCUGCGGGCUCUUGAGGAAACUUCUGAUCAUCCGAUAUAUGAAGUUGAACUGUAUGCCGCCUUGGUUGCAGUUGAGAUUUGGGGACCCUUAUUAGAGGAUUCCUUUUCCGUUUUUUACCUUGAUAACGAAGUGGCGGGCAAGGCCAUGGUUCGGGCGAGUCCCGACUCACUCGAAUCCAGCGGACGAGCCAAGCCGAACGGCUACAUGUGCGCACAGUGCUGGGGGUAUGAUCGGGUGCGCAAGUUCUCGACUUAUCUCAUCGACACAUGCGUCUUGCAUUGGAUGCUUGACCUUGGGGCCGAUGGAGAUAUCAAACUUUGA